Molecule: messenger RNA, 1491 nt
Organism: Aspergillus wentii DTO 134E9
Lineage: Eukaryota; Fungi; Ascomycota; Eurotiomycetes; Eurotiales; Aspergillaceae
Exons: 3
Coding region: 1-1491 (496 amino acids)
Molecular function (GO): oxidoreductase activity; FAD binding
Source: RefSeq, a predicted model, not a curated record
AUGCCCUUUUUGCCCUUCUCUAAUAUCCUGAGCUUGAGGAGGGAACUGGAGGGGACAGAUGCCGAAAUCUCGACAUGGGGAUGCGAUGGCUACUAUGACUGUACCAAACAAUGGAGUGAAACGUGUGAUACAUACAUUGGUGCAGUGGUCCGGGUCACAUCGAUUGAUGAAGCAAGAACAGUCGUCCAUUUUGCCACGGCCCAUGAGAUCCCCCUAGCAGUCAAAGGAGGGGGUUGCUCUACCAGCGGUGCUUCAACCACUCACGGUGGUAUCGUCUUGGACUUAUCCAAGCUGCGAAAGGUCCACGUAGAACCUGAUUCUCGGGUUGUCAUUGCCCAAUGCGGAGCGUUGUGGGAAGAUAUCGAUGUCGCAGCCGCCCAGUAUAAGUUGGCAGUUGUCGGAAGUACACUGAACCAGAUUGGUGCUGCUGGGGCAACACUGGGAGGAGGCUAUGGAUGGUUGACCGGCCAGUAUGGCCUGGCGAUUGAUAAUUUGCUUUGGGCGAAGAUGAUCUUGGCUGAUGGCAGUGUGGUCACCGCAUCGGAAGAGGAACACCCAGACCUGUUUUGGGCCAUUCGAGGCGCAGGUCAGAGCUUUGGGGUGGCUGUUGAGUUGGGCUUCCGAGCCCACAAGCAGGAUCACCCUGUGUUUGCUGGGACGCUUCUCUUCUCGGCGGACAAACUACCUGGGAUUGUCAAUUUUGCCAAUCAGUUUGAGACUCUCACCAACGGUCAGCAGGGUUUCUGGUUUGGAUUCACUAUGCUACCCUCAAUGGCCCAGUGCUCCAUCUUGGUGGCUGUGUUCUAUAAUGGGACUCAGACAGCCGCAGAGCAGUUCUUUUCUCCGUUGCUUUCGCUGGGGUCUCUGAUGGAUGGGACACAAAUGCUUCCUUACGAUAGUCUCAACAGCAUACUGCACACGGUGGAUACACUGGCUUGCCGCGAACGCCUUUCGAGAUUCAAUACCACUUAUCCUGCCGAUACAAGCGUGGGUCCUCGAAAGAGUCUCAGAGGUUCAAAUGUCACUCUCCCUCUGGAUAUCGAUUUCGUGCUGUCGAUAUACAACGGAUUUAAUAGCAUAUUGAACGACUGUCCACAGACCAGGGACAGCAGAUUGUUUUUUGAGCUCUUGCCAAAUAUACAGGUCACUAAAGUUUCUAAUGAUGCCACUGCGUUUGCCAGUCGCGGUCCUUAUUACAACGUCAGCACCCUCUUCAGAUGGAACGAGACACGUCUAGACGCCAGAAUACGCACACUACAAGAGGAUCUGAUGAACCAAAUUGGGACACGGGCGGGCAUCACAAGGCAACCGAACUAUAGCAUGUCAAGACACGGGACAGGGAUAUAUGCGAACUAUGCCGGUCGUGACCUGCCUAUCAAGGCAAUCUUUGGAGCUAACCUUCCUCGUCUCCGGGAACUGAAGAAAAAGUAUGAUCCUCAUAAUACGUUCAGGAAGUGGCACAACAUCAACGCGCCUGUCAAUUCUCUGUGA